This is a messenger RNA of Fukomys damarensis (Damara mole-rat), 967 nucleotides long. RefSeq names its product UDP-glucuronosyltransferase 1-8-like. The transcript has a single exon. Lineage: Eukaryota; Metazoa; Chordata; Mammalia; Rodentia; Bathyergidae. The record is from RefSeq and is a predicted model, not a curated record. Gene Ontology annotation, molecular function: UDP-glycosyltransferase activity. The coding region runs from base 59 to 967 and encodes 302 amino acids.
UCUGCACUCUGAUUCAUCUGGGAGUUAAGCAGCCGGGAGUUUCUGAGCUGUGAUCCCCAUGGCUCUUGCACAUUCGCCUACCUCUCUCCCUCUGUGCCUGGGCCUGCUGCUGGCAGCUGGCUUUGCCCAGGCAGGCAGGCUGCUGGUGGUGCCCAUGGAUGGAAGCCACUGGUUCACCAUGCGCUCGGUGGUGGAGAAACUCGUCCAGAGAGGGCAUGAGGUGGUCGUGGUCAUGCCGGAGGUGAGCUGGCAGCUGGGACAGUCACUGGAUUACACAGUGAAGACGUACUCAACUUCCUACACUCUGGAGGAUUGGGAUGGGGAAUUUAAGCGGUUUGCUGAGGACCACUGGAAAACUUCAAAACAAAGUAUAUUUCAUAUAUUACUGGGUUCAUCCAGUAGAUUUUUUGAACUAUGUUAUUCACAUUGUAGGAGUUUGUUUAAUGACAAGAAAUUAGUGCAGUACCUAAAGGAGAGUUCUUUUGAUGCUGUCCUUUUGGAUCCUUUUGAUGCGUGUGGCUUUAUUGUUGCCAAAUAUUUUUCACUCCCAUCUGUCGUCUUUGCCAGAGGAAUGUUUUGCCAUUAUCUUGAAGAAGGUGCGCAGAGCCCAGCUCCUCUGUCUUAUGUUCCCAGAUUUCUCUUGAGGUUCUCAGAUGCCAUGAAUUUCAGGCAGAGAGUUCAGAACCAUAUCUCCUACUUGGAGGAGCAUUUGUUUUGCCCGUAUUUUUUUAAAGCUGUGCUAGAAACUGCCUCUGAAGUUCUCCAAACACCCGUCACCACGUAUGACCUCUUCAGCCAACCAGCAAUUUGGUUGUUACGCACAGACUUCGUUUUUGACUAUCCCAAACCUGUGAUGCCCAACAUGGUCUUCGUUGGUGGGAUCAACUGCCAUGAGAGAAAGCCCCUGUCCAUGGUACGUACUCUCUCUUGGCAGGUGAAAGGUAACCUGGGUUUGCACAUUAAGUAG